AUGAUGGCGCCUUUUAAGAUAAAAAGCUAUUUUCUUCUGAUUGUAGCAGGCCUAGUAGGUUUUGCUGAAAUUAGGCUCUAUUUAAGGGCAUCAGACGCGCUAGUAUUAAGUAAACUGCAGUCCGACACAUUGGAGUGCACAGACGAGGGAAGAACAGCCAUUACAGUGGACAGUGUGGGAGCAGAAGAUGUACAAGCCAACUUAUGCUCUAGUAGCACAAGCAAUAAAAAGGAUUUGUAUGAAAUCUUAGAAAAUAUAAAAUCUGAUCUGGAUGCAUUGUGCAUAUUAGAAAAAAGGACAGAGACAGAAAGUUUAGAAAAAAAAGAAGAGAAAAUUGUUCCUGCGCUAGACUCAAAUGAGAAAGAAGACCAGGAUAGUGUGCAAACAAAGGAAGAAGAUUCAAGCAUACUAGAUGAGUUAGUGGAUAGUGACUUAUGUACAUGCAGCAUUUCUAUGCCGCAGCCUGAAUCGGAACCAGGCGAACAAAAAAGCCCCACAAUUAUAGCAGAAGAAUCUGACAAUGGCAUAGAGAAUGCAAGACUGGCUGUCUAUAUAGCUGAAGAAGAGUACGAAAAGGAGUUAGAAAUGAUAGAAGAGAUGGAUACUGCUGUUAAUUCAGCUUCCAGGGUCUUUCAAGAAAAGAAUAAUAGCUUAAAAACCAUUAAAAGUACAUACGAAGAUCUUAUUGAUGUAUACAUUCUUUGCUAUGAAAAAAUAGAUGCUAUAAACAGAGAAAUCAAUGCUUGCUACAAAGCCAAUAAUCCUCUUGAAAUACCAAUUGGCCUUGACGCUGAAUACGACAGACAAAUAAAAAGAAUCAACGCGCUAUGUGCAAAAAUAGAUGCUAUAGAGAUGGAUCGAAAAAUUAUGAAUGAUAUGCACCUAUUAGAGCUUAGUUAUGCAAAGAUGCUAAAAAAUAUGAUGCACCAGUCAAUCAAUGACUCCUUAAAGUACUAUUUAAAUGAAGUAAGGGUAGAAAGACAUGCCAUCCAGGUUAUAGAAUGUACUUUAGAUAUGUUUAAAAGGCUGCAUGCCCGAGAUCAAUUGAUGUGCUCGGCGCGCGAGAAAGAAAUUGAGUAUUUUAAAAAGGAUGAGGAGAGGACCAACCGGCUAAAAAAGCUGGUUGAAUUGCAUAGAAAGUACAUAGUGUAUGUGGAGGGGGGAAUUGAUGUUAUAGAAAAGAUAACCAGCAUUCAGAAAGAAAUCAUGCCAGAAACAAUCGAAGUAUAUAAUGCAUAUAAUGCAUAUGAUAUAGCAAAAAGCGCGUUUGAAAGGCAAGAGAUAAAUGUAAACAGAGCAGAGAAGGCUCUGUGUAAAGCAGAGAACAAGCUGAGGGAAUAUACUUUAAGCGGAUCUCAAUACCGACUUGUGACCCGAGUUUAG
Nematocida ausubeli is the source of this 1383-nucleotide messenger RNA. RefSeq lists its product as uncharacterized. The record is from RefSeq and is a predicted model, not a curated record. Bases 1 to 1383 code for a protein of 460 amino acids. Lineage: Eukaryota; Fungi; Microsporidia. The transcript has a single exon.